AUGACAAUGGAUGACGAAACAUCAUUUAUCGCUCUCUCUCCUACUGUAAAUUCAGAGAUUUUUUGCAGUGAAGAAGGACAACACCCCGCAUCCUUCUUUGUGAGUGUAAAUCCUACAAAAGCAGAGAAUGUAAAGAAAAAAGAAUCCACGCCAGACCCCGUUUGUGUGAAAUCAGAGAAGAAGGAGAAGAAGCAGCGAGGGACCACAUUAGUCAGAAAAUCAUCUCAACAAGAAAGUAAGAAAAAGGAACCUUCUAUUCAUAUGAAGAGGAAGUCCUCCUCUUUGAUUCCACACGAAAAGACACACAUCCUCUUCCCUGCGGCAGAAGAAGAAAUGGAAGAAAUACCUGCAGGUGGAAUAGAAGAAGAAGAAGAAGAAGAGGAAAAAGAGAAAGAAGGACCAAUAGAAAUAAGAGUGGUGGAAAAGGAAGAAAGUGGAAAAAGAACGACGUUCGUUCCUACAAAUACACAUGGUGAGUCCUUUUCUGUGCGGUGGUAUCAACUUGGGACACCGUUACUCGCCACACGUGUGCGGGAACUCUUCAAUCGCCCAUUGUUUAAUUGUCAUUUCAACACAGAAUCUCUUCUUGAUACUAAUUCUAAUAAUAAUAAUAAUAAUAAUAAUAAUAAUAAUAAUAAAACUAUUUCAUCUUCAUUGCCGUGUUCAACCUCCAUGGAUGAAGUUUCCUUAUUAUCAUGUGCUUCUUCCAAGUUAUUAUCCAUGCCAUUAAAUAGUGUUCUUAGUCAUGCGGAUGAGGAGGCACUCUCAUGGCUUUUUCCAGCCAUUCAUAAUGGAGAGUGGUUCCACACAGCAUGGCAAUUCAUUGAUCAUUGUAGAAGUAUUCCACAUAAACUGCUUUGUGAGGGUAUUCCACUUUUCCCAUUAGUGCGUUCUCAUGGAUGGAGUGAUGGUACAACAACAACAACAACAACAACCCCGUGUGCUGUAACAGAAAAGAAAUCUACAUAUACAGAGUUAAAUGAUGAGAAUGAUUACAGUAAAGAGAAAAAAGAACAACAACAACAACAAGAACCAGAAGAAGAGAAAGAUCAGUUGAAUGACUAUUACUGGUGGUUUAUGCAUAUUCAUACUGCUAUAAUGCGAUAUGGGUUGGAGGAGUGGUUUCCAUGCGUUUCAUUAGAGUGUAUAAAGACAUCAUUCCAUUUACAAUCCAUAGGCACCGCAUGGAGUAGUUGCCGUGUAUUUCAAAUGGCUGUUGCUUAUUCUUUGGCACAUUAUUUGGUAUCCACAUCCUCAUUUUCUUCUUCU
This is a messenger RNA of Trypanosoma theileri, 1269 nucleotides long. RefSeq lists its product as uncharacterized. The annotation marks the transcript as partial. The transcript has a single exon. The record is from RefSeq and is a predicted model, not a curated record. NCBI's taxonomy places the organism in Eukaryota, Euglenozoa, Kinetoplastea, Trypanosomatida, Trypanosomatidae.